AUGCCUGAGACCUCUGCCGUGCCUGCUAAGUCGCUAAACACCAAGGUUUCGCAUCCACCGAUGCCGCCAGUUCGAGGAUUUCUGGAGCACCCUAGCGCUGCCGCAGUGAUGGCUAAACAGCAGCAGAAUUCCCAGGGGUUCAACCAUCCUGUCUGCUACACACCGUCAUGCGUGUGGCUGGGAAAACAACUCCGCGCCAUCCUCAAUCCGCUGGUCGACCCUUGCGACAACUUCAACGAGCACGUCUGCGGACGCUUCGAUAGCGUCAGCGACAGCGACAGCACCAUAGAUGCCUACGAUCGCGCCGUGCAAGACGAUCUCGUACGUGGUGUAAAUACCAUGGAGAGCUCGAGCCUGUCGCCUGAUAGCGCAAGGAAGAAGGCCGCGGACCUUGCACUCGGCUGCUUUUCCCGGCAUUCGUCGCCAAAUCUCCAGCACGAUGUGCUCGACAGUUUCAUGAAAGACGAACAGCUCAACGUGCAAAAAGUGGAAGGCGACCUGGACGAAUCGUACGAGUCCUUGCUCUCGCUUCAUGUGCGCCUUUCGUUUCAUCUACCGGCUCGGGGACUGUUCCACAUCACGCCCUCCACCAAACCUGGCGAGUUGCAGAUUCUACUGGACACCUCCACCGUGCCUGGGCAGGCGCAGUUCUUGCGGUCUAUGCCAAGAGGGGACGGAGCUAAGUACUUGGGCACCUUGCAACCCGUCGAUUUCCGGACAACAACUGCAGCGAAGGUGUCCAUCCGUGGAUUAAAGUCGACGUUUUUCGCUGAAGCCUUGGCUGCCCACACGCCUUACGGUCCCGACACCAUAGUGGAAGUCGACCAGCGGCUGCUGCAGACCCUGGAAAACCUCAUUGACGCGGUCGGGAAGCAGGACCUUUAUUUUUUUACCAGCUGGAAUGUCCUGCGCGAGCUGGGGCCCUACGUGGACAACCAGGUGUUCCGCCUGUAUGACCAACCCCAUGCCUAUGCUCUCUGCAUCCGUAAAGUGAGGCUCGUCAUGGCCGUUCCUCUGGCAGCCACUACGUUCUAUGUCGAAAACACGGCGCAAAGUUACUUGGAAGCAAUGACCAGAAAGCUCGUCUACUGCGUUGCCAAAAACGCCUCGUCCUGGCUGCGCAAACUUCCGGACCCGUAUUCAAGCCCGCCCAGUAUGAGCGUGAUCGUCGGCUACCCUGCCAGCGAAGACACGGACCUCAAGAUGGACCAGAAAUACAACGUGUAUCCGGUGCAUAAUUUAAGCUUCGGCGUAUUCUUGUCGGAUUGGCUGGUAGCCGCCCAGAGGAGGAGUACUCAUCUAAAUCUGUCCGACGUUUCCUUCGACCCGUUCGUACUGGACACCGUAGUAUCUCGAGACGGGUCAUAUGUUGCCUUGCCCGCGGCCGUCGUUCACGUCAUGUACCGAUACGACGCCGUGGACGCCUUCAAGCACGGUGCCAUCGGUCACAUGAUCGCCAAGCGCUUCAUCCAGAGGCUGUCCAGCACUGGUAAGUGGCCGAGAGAGUGUUCCCAACCAGCUGGUUCGAAGGCGACAAGCGUACCUGAGAACCUGCUGGCGUACCAGUGCGUCGCAGACGGCUUACAGUCCGACCUCACGCUCAACUCCAGCGCAGCCAUGUGGCUGCCUAUGCACUUGCACCUGACUCCGUGGAGGCAGUUGUUCACCAUGGAUGCGGAAUUAAGGUAA
This is a messenger RNA of Rhipicephalus sanguineus (brown dog tick), 1689 nucleotides long. RefSeq lists its product as uncharacterized. Gene Ontology annotation, biological process: proteolysis. Lineage: Eukaryota; Metazoa; Arthropoda; Arachnida; Ixodida; Ixodidae. The transcript is spliced from 8 exons. Bases 1 to 1689 code for a protein of 562 amino acids. Gene Ontology annotation, molecular function: metalloendopeptidase activity. The record is from RefSeq and is a predicted model, not a curated record.